UCAGACUUCUACUGGAGGUGAAGUUUGUGACCAGUGCAGACAAACAGGGAUUUAGUGGUUUACAGUCAGACUGCUUGUAUCUUCAGAUCGUGUGAAACCACUACACACGUUGUAUUCACGGGUCUCCAGCAGCUCCAGUGGCCGGUGGGAUAAAGUUACAGUGAAGCUCGUUCUCCCAGGUCUCCUUCCAUCGUCCAUUAGUCCCCGUGGCCGAUCUAAUUCUGUCAGAGCUGGAGGAGGGGAGGGGGGCUGCUCGAGCCACAACCCCAGCCCCAACCAGGCAAAGGGCAAAGACAGAGACCACCUCAACCGGGUCCCUGUCCCACUCCCCGGCCUCGACCACUGGGACAGACGUCAGCGAUCUGGACCAGCUCACAAUCAUCUGGACCCUUGGAGACCUUCUUUGAAAAGUGCAGAGUUGAUUGCCGCGAAUGGAAACAGAGGUGUAGAGUUCCCGGUGGAGCCUGAGGGGUUCGAGCACCAGCCCUUUGACGCUGCUGGAUUGGAGUUAAGGACUUGGAUUAAAUCGCACACAGGAGUCCAGGAUCUGCAGCAGGAGUUUGUUUUCAUGGCAACUUGAUCUGCACAGAGGAUUUACUGCUGGAACAGAAGUUUUAUUUUGAAAAACUGCAGUAUGACUGAAGCAGUUGAAGCGCGGUCGUCCACCACCACCAUGGUCAUCGACAGUAAGAGCAGUGACGCCGGCUCACAGUCUCGACGGACGCCAAAGAAAACGUUCACAGAAGACGUGUCCUCCACCUUCAGCUCCCCGCUGGCCUGGAUCCUGGUCCUGGCCCUCGUCAUCACCUGGUCCUGUGUCUUCGUCAUCAUGUUCGAUCUGAUGGACUACAAGACUCUGUCAGGAGGCCUCACCAAGAUCAGCUCCGACCCCAUGAAGGUGGUGAACGAUGCGGUGGAGGAAUCGACAAACCUGAUCAGCUUGAUGUUCAAAUUCGCCGCCAACCUGAUCGCCCCAGAGGAAGAUGAAGGGAAUCUGUACGCCGUGAGAAAAAAAGGAGAAUUUUUGCCGUCUCGGAGUAAAGUUGUAGGGAUGCAAGCAAAGACGACACCACCAGUGGUGGACGCUGUGGAGGAAGAGGAGGAGGGAGAUGAAGAGGAGGCCUCCGAGGAGGAGGAGGAGGAUGAAGGAGAUGCAGAAGAGGGGGAACAACUAGAGGAGUAUGAAGAGGAGUAUGAAGAGGAGUAUGAAGAGUAUGAUGAGUACGAUGAAGAUGAGGAAUAUGAGGACGAGGAAGAGUAUGAUGAGGAGGAGGAAGAAUAUGAGGAGGAGGAAUAUGAGGAUGAGGAAGAGUAUGAGGAGGAGGAGGAAGAAUAUGAGGAGGAGGAAGCCGAAGGAGAAGUGGAGGCAGAACUGGAGGUAGAGGGGGCAGGGGUAGUUGAAGACGAUGACGAAGAGGGAGCAGAAGUUGUGGGGGAGGUAGAGGAAGAGGAGGAGGAGGAAGAAGAAGAUGAAGAGGAGGGAGCAGAAGCCGUGGAGGAGAUGGAGGAAGAGGAAGAGGAGGAAGAAGGAGAAGAAGAAGAGGGAACAGCAGUGGUGGAGGAGGAAGAGGAUGAAGAAGACGAAGAGCAGGGAGCAGAAGCGGUGGCGGGAGAUGAGAUAGAGGAAGAGGAGGGACAAGAAGUGGAGGACAAGGUAGGGGAGGAGGAAGAGGAGAAGGAGGAGGAAGAAGGACCUGCAGAGGAAGAACAAGAGGAGGAGAAGAAAGAUGAAGAAGAGGAUGUGGCAGAGGAAGAGGAGAAGGGGGUAGCUGCUGAGGUGGAGCAAGAUGAUGAAGAUGAUGAUGAGGAUGAGAAGGAACCUGAAGCAGCUGUGGCAGACAUUGAUGAAGGUGAAAUCAAAGAAGAGGCUGCAGAAGAAGAGGAAGCCAAAGAAAAUGAAGAUGAUGAGGUAGAGGAAGAGAAGAUAGAUGCUUCUGAUGAAGAUGAUGAAGGAGAGUCUGCAGCUGCUGAUGCUGAAGAUGACGAUGAUGAAGUUUCUCCUGAACCUAGUUCCACCUCGGAGGAUGAAGAGUCGGCCGUGUCUCCCGACUCAGAGUCUGACGCACCUGUUGAUGUCAAAGACACCGAUGAAGAUGAGACUCUGCCUGAAGUCGAUGAUGAAGACCAUGAACAUAAAGAUGAAGGCGACAAAGAUGAUGGAGAAGACGAAGAUGAUGAAGACGACGAAGAUGAUGAGUUCAUCGACAGCUCGGACCUCAGUGAAUCUGCACUUCUCUCGAGUGAUGAGGAGGCAGAGGAGGAUGGCGGCGACGACGAUGAUGAAGAUGACAAACUAGCAGAGGGUGUUGCAACAUCUGACAGCGAGGAAGACUACCUGCAGCUUGAUCUUCCUCCUGUCGCCGCAGUUAGUGAGGAUGAUGAAGAUGAUGAGAUUGAGGAUCAUAAACUCCCAGAACUCGAGAAUCUUCUUCUUCUGGCCGCUCUUGAAGAUGACGAUGAAGACCUGAAGGAAACUGAUGAGGACGAGGAUGAUGAUGAAGAUCUGGAGGACGUCUCAGUUGCCUCCUCUGAGCACUUUGCAGAUGAUGAAGAUGACGAUGAAGACAGUGACAUCAGAGACGAUGACCUUGACAUUGACUUUGACAAAGACGUCCCCGUUGAGCUCGACGAUGAAGAUGAUGAUGAUGAUCAUCACAAAACCGAUGAUGAUGAAGAGGAUGAUGAUAAAGACGAGGAGGAAGUUGAAUUUGCUCCCUUGGAGAGUACAGACAGUGGAGUCCUAGGUGAUGAUGAUGAUGAUGAUGCUCUGGAAACAGAUGAAGAGUCUGUCGGAGAGACUGUCUUCAGUGAUGACAUCACCUAUGACACAAGUGAUGAAGACGACGAUGAAGAUAUUGAUUCCAGCUCGUUUGAGUUCAGCCUCGAUCAAGAAGAAAUUAAAGAAACAUUCAUUUACACAGAAAAAGAUGAAGAUGAGGUCAUAUCAGAGUUUUUAGCUGGUGAGGAAGAGGACGAUGAUGAUGGUGAUGAUGAAGAGAAGGAAGAUGAUGAAGAUGACAACGUUCUGCUCACAGCCCCCACUGUAGCGGCGUCCUUUGUCCAGGAGGAGGCAGUAAAGACUGAAGUGGAUGAGGAAGAGGAGCAGCUCCGUCAGGCUGGUGAUGAAGAUGAGGCUGAGGAGGAGGACACAGAGGAAACUGCCUCGGUCACCAGUCAGCCUGCUGCUCCCGUCGAGGAAGACGAGGGAGGAGACGAAGAGCCGCCGGCCAAAACGCAGAGAUCUGUGGAUGAUUCUGAAGAUGAGAAAGAGGAGUACGAUGAAGAUGACGAUGAGGAGCGGGCGGAGGUGGAGGUGAUCAGACCUCUGCCUGAACCGGAGGAGGAAGCGACGAAGAGUGAAGCCCCAGAUUGUCCGUGUUUACAUUCUGCUAAAACCAAAGAGUCCAGCACCAAGACGGCAGAGAACAAAGAGGCUCCAAGGAGGGUUUCAGCCACGAGGAGGAAAAAGGUUUCAGACCGUGAAGCUGUGAAAACAGACGGCAAACCGAAAAGAAAAGCUCUUCCCAGAAUAGUGAGUCCGCCUCCGAGGAUCAGGAAGAUCAGGAGGAUCCCGGCUCUUCUCAGAGCCAAGAAAGUAGAGAAGACCAAACCUUCCAAACCAGAGACAGCGACCAAAAGACAAGAGGACGUCCCCGAGUCUGGACAAGAAGUCGGCCCCUGCAGACCUGCACCCGUCUACUGCCCGUCCCCCCCCGGCUGGUACGUUCACCACAUCGUCACAGACAACCCGUAUCCCCCCCCCACCAUGCCAGCUCCGUCUGCUCCGGUCCUCACCGUCCAUCCCGGAGCGCCGCCCAUGCAGCCGCUCUACCAUCAACCACCCCCCCCACUGAUGCAGUAUCAACCCUAUCCGCCGCCGGUGAUGCAGCCGGUGAUGCAGCCAGUGAUGCAGCCGGUGAUGCAGCCGCCGCCCGAAGCAGCUCAGCCGGCUGAAGCUGCAGCGCCAGAGGCCCCAGAGCAGGAGGCCCCGGUUCAGCCGGAGGUCAAGGCUCCAGCUGCCGAAGCUCCGCCGGCGGCACCUCGGCUCCACGUUUUUCCUAAAGAGCCAGUGACUGUGGAGGAAGAGGUGAAGGCUGCAUCCCCCAUGAAGGCUGCUAAGAAGAAAUCCACUCAGGAGGCUGAUUCAGAAAAAGAGCCGCCAGCAGCCAAACCGAAAACAAAGAAAGAAGCUGUUGAUUCUAAAGACAAAACCAAAGCAGCCCCAGCAAAGAAAGACUCAGCAGCAAAAGAAGAGAAAACCAAAAGUCCGGCAGCAGCUAAAAAAGAGAAAACUGUGAAAGAAAAACCUGAAACCGCUGCAGCUGCAAAGAAAGAGCCUGCAGCUGUUCGUCAGAAGAGGAAAUCAUCCUCUGAAAAGACGGCGUCUCCUGUCAAGAGCAAAGCCAAGACAGCUCCUGUGAAGAAAGAUCCGGAGCCGAUCAGACUGAGACCGAGACUCGACUCCAUCAAGAGGGCGAACGUGACGUCUCCGACCAAAGAGGAGAAACCGUCCAGACCUUCGUCCUCUGAACCAGCCAAGGUGAAGUCAGAAACCUCGGCAGAGAGGAAAGGCAAAGCUGAAAAGGCUGAGAAGAAAUCUGUCAAAGACGCUCAAGGUAUCAGAUCACGUCUGGAUUCACGUCUAGAAGAAGAGUCGCAGACUGAAGACGACGCCACAGAACAGAAGAAACCAGGCCAGCGAUACUUCCAGUGCAUUUACGUCCCUGGUAAAAAUGCUCAGUACCCAUUACGACCUUUCACCCCAGCGAUGUCCCCGGCCACGAUGUCCCCUGCACUCCGCUCCAUGUUGGAGCAGCAGCAGCGAGCAGCCAGGGCGGCGGGGCAGUGACCUCACGUCCGAUGACUCCACCUCCAGCAGGAGACAUGUUUGAAUCUGUGGACGGAAAAAGAAGGGGACAGAAAUAUUUUGUCUUUGAUUCAUUUGUGUAUUUAUUGUUUCUCGUUGUGGUCGAGCUCCUGGGUUUCUUAAUGAGAGGAUUUCUCCCUCAGCUGAUGCUUCGCUGUGUUUAGAUUUACUCGUUGUCACUUUCAUGCCUGUCAGUAUCACUAAUAUCCAGUAUUUCUGUGAAUAUUCAUAAAUCAAUAUAAUGUACAUAACAUGUAUAUUUAUAAUUAAGGCUGAGUUGAAAGGUGACACGGUUGCAUCACAUUUUUUAUUUUUAUUUUCUGUCCUCUCCUGUGUAAGCUCCGGAUUUUUAUUUAGUAUUGUUCAGGACAGUCGCACAUUAUUAUCAAAGAAGUUACUUUGUUUUAGGUUUAUUUUAUUUUUAGAUGCACAUUACUUGGAUUAGGAAAAAUUGGAUUAAUUCAUUGGACAAAGAGCACUACUUUUGGAGAAUAUUUUUAAUUAUUUAAUUAAAAUGUCAUGUCAUGUCAUUAAAAUUCAUCUAAUGGAGCAUGUUUCAUUUUUAACUGUACAAUUCAAUGUAGAAACAAAUUUGAUUAAUAAACAAUAUUAACAGUUAUAAACUUCACACACAUUAAAAACUGAAAAAUAGAUUCAGUGCAGUUACAAAUUUAAACAAGUUCAUGCAAGAUGACCAAAUAAACCAAUAACACAAACAAAAGUAAGAAGUUAAAUCCAUUUCAUUACAAUGCAUAUAUCUAAUAGAUGACCCUGAGGUGGUUGAUGGACAGAGGGAGGUUGUUCUGCAGCUCAGGAGCCAGAACAGUUUUAUUUUUAUUUUUUGCUGCUUUAGCUGCAUCUGCCACAGAUUAGCAUCAGUCAAGGUUGGAGGUUCAAAUCCCAGGAGCUCCCACAGUUGAUCCGAGCAGCGUCCCCGUCUCUGAGCGCCAACGUCUCAUCAACGCUGCUCCAUCAUGAGACGUGUGUUUAGAUCUAAUACGAGACAGGAACCAGGAAGAGAAGAUCACAUUUAAUGUAAAAUAAAGAAAGUUACAUUUCUGAGUUUAAAGAGAAACUUGACUCCAGUUAAAUAUGGUUUAUUAUCACAGAUACAGACUUAAUGUACUUAAAAGACCGAGAAGAAAUGUGGAGAAUAGGAUAAGAAAGAUUAACAUGAAUCCAAGAUUCCCUGACAAGGCUUUCUGUCAGUGAUGAGGAUGUAAAUAUUAUAGAGAUAUCACCAUGAAAAGCAAGAUUUUAUAGUUUAUAUUUAGUUCAGGUUUUAUUUAAAAAAUUAUGCUGCUAAAUUAAUUGUUAUAAAAACUUUCAUGAGACACAUUUUUCUUAUUCGAACACUCGUCAUGUUAGAACUCUUAUAGUGUGUGAGACACACUUGUGUUUGUUAGCACGUGGUGCGUUCAGGGACAGGGACUCUGUGCAGGACAACUUUGAUGUGACCAACUCAUGAGACGCUGUGAUGUCUGCUACAGAGGAGGAAUGUCGUCCGUGUCGUGUUGGAGCAUCAGUGUGUUGAUCCUGACGCUUCAUAUAUUGUGUUACCUCACUCGUUCGCAGCUCUGGUUUUGUGCCUGACAGCAACUUGUUGUCGCUACGAACCUGAACUUUAUCAGGAAUUUGAUAUUGUUGUCUUACUGAAUGAAAACCUGAGAUAGACACUGCACUUAAACCCGGGAUAAGACCACAGACUGUGAACCAAGAUGGACGAGUGCUCGACCAAUCGUGAGUCAGUCACAGCUGUCAAUCAGGAUCAAGUAACUGAUCAAAACCAAACUUAUCAGAACAUUUGAAUCAGUGUGAAAAAAACUGCCUGAAAUGACAGAACAUUUUAUUUGAUGUGUAAUCUGACUUCCAAAUUUGGUCCAUGUCCAAUCUGCUAACAGGGAGGAGGCAGAGUUAAUGUCCUAUACUGCAGCCAGCCACAAGGGGGAGCUGUUUGGUCGUCCAUCUUUAUUUACAGUCUAUGGACACAUUUUAUCUCAAGUUAUUUGAGGUGGUGUCAUUUCAGUUACCUGAUAACAAUGAUUAUAUAAAAACUAAACUUUAGUUUAGGUUUUAAUAACUUAUCUAAACUUGCAACGUUAUCCUCAAACGAUCAAAGAGAGUCUUAAGGUGCGUUCGCAAAGUGAAACGUCUGAAGUGACGGAGACGAGAGGAAGAACAAGAGAAUCAGUUCAGAGUCACUGGUGUGAAUCUGGAUCUGAACUCAUUGUUCAUAAUGGAAUCUCAGCUAGCCGUUAGCCGUUAGCCGCUAGCCGCUAGCGUCCCUGACUACGUCGACCACACUCUCUGGUUCUUUCCGAGUGUGGAUGUUGAACGUACGUUCUGAGUUUACAAGUUAACGAGCAGGAAAUGAGGUCAGGACCUGGACUCUGCGUCGCCCUGCAGGUCAGAGGUCAGUCGACCUGAGGAACGUUUCCCGGCCAAAUGAGAUCUGACGACCUGCUGCGUGCGUGUGGUCGCUGGAAUGUUCAACUCCCAUGAUUCCAGCUGAUCUUUGUUGUCUGAGAGUAACACGUGGUAAUUUGACCAUAGAGCUGCAGAGUCUUGAUUGAGGAAAUGAAGCAGGAGUCUUCAUGAAUACUGAUGGAGGAGGAGCUGUGUUUGACCUGGACGACUUCCCCGAUCACAGGAUGUAAACUAGGAGGCGGAGUUUCUCUCCCUCGGGUCGUUCGGGCGACAGUUUGCACCGAACAGAGAAUUAACUUGAAGGUUUUCUAUUCUGGUGUUUCAUCUUUGGUCAGUAGUUUCUCUGACGGUGACACAAACACCACGUCGCAUCUUUAAGCUGUUGAUCAGUUGACCACUGGUGGCGCUAGAGAGUAAUUCUUCAGGAAACAGAACCGGAGAUAUUUACAACAUGUCCUGACAUACGACCAGUAGGUGGUGUGAUGGGGGAUGAGGCGGAACGCCGUCCCCUUUCAACCACAGACAGAUCUAUUUAAAAAUACACAAAAUGAAGUUGUGUGACUUGUUAUGAUUGCUGCCAAGUUUCCACGUAGCUUUGUGUCCGUGUGCGAGUCAACCCGAUGAUCGUGAUCUCGGAUGUGUGCUGAUGGACUUAGACCCACAGUUAGCUCCUUGUGCCUCUCAGUGUUAGCAAAAAAAGGAAUUAGCUCAGAAGCCGUUUUAUUCAUUUAAUUGUUUAAUUGAAUAUAAGCUAGUUCAACGAGUUCAACAUAUCAAUUUAAUCAUGUAAUGUUGACUAGAAAAUUAAAUCAAAUUUAAAUAAAUAUGUGAGAAUUCAUCAUUACAUUUAUAUACGUUGAUUUGUUUGUAAUAAUCUAUUCAACAUAAUGUACUUUAACCAGAAAUCAUAAAAUCUGAAAGUUUCUGUCCCAGGUGGAUUUAACAAAGUUAGCCUUUAAAAGAAAAAUUAAUGCAUUUCCUUGUGCUGAACACUAGGGGGCGAAGUCCAAACGGAACUACGGACACAAUGUAAAACUGUGCAAAUGAGGCGCAAGGUACUUUUCUCCUCAUGUGUUUGAGAGACGACUGUAAUCUGAAAAAGUUAAAGAUGGACGAUGAGUCUCCACGUCUUCCACUUGUACAAAAAGACGCAAAAAUAUCCUGAAUUCAGACGCAUUCGGGGCGAGAGCCUUUUUGACUCUGUGUUCGCCUCAUGUUUCCGACUCAGUCAGGAAACAUGUCGUACAGUCACAGUUUGCAGAGGAGGGAAGUUGAAGCGACUGAGGACGACGAUGUGAUUUCAUCCACUUUACCCGUUUAUAGUUUGAGGUUGUUAAUUUUGUUCAUUAUUUCUACGCCUGGAAACACAGACAGUUGUAAAAUACACAAAAAGCAGCUGUCGGUCAGAUUGUGUAAAACUGUGUAGAUGAUAGUUUAUUUCAUCUCAGAGUUAAACACAAAUUCAUAAACUGGUUUGACCGAAGGAGUAAAGAAAAUCACUUUUAAAGACAUUUUGUGUGUGUGUGUGUGUGUGUGUGUGUGUGUGUGUGUUUGUGUGUGUGUGUGUUUGUGUUUCUGUUUUGGUGCAGCAGAGUAAAUCAUUUCCAGUGUGUUUCAUGAGGAGACAGUUGGAACUACGUGUUGCAUGUAUCAUAACGCAGAGAUGAACCAUGUUGUCGUGAUGAGAGCAGCCAGAUGUUUCAGGCUCAGCAAAAUGUAGAAUCACCACAUUGCUAAUUUUUUGUUUCAGAAUUUAAUAAAUAUUUGUUAUUGACUU
Messenger RNA from Platichthys flesus (European flounder), 9071 nucleotides. RefSeq names its product triadin-like. The transcript is spliced from 30 exons. The coding region runs from base 635 to 4849 and encodes 1404 amino acids. Lineage: Eukaryota; Metazoa; Chordata; Actinopteri; Pleuronectiformes; Pleuronectidae. Gene Ontology annotation, molecular function: signaling receptor binding. Gene Ontology annotation, cellular component: sarcoplasmic reticulum; membrane. The record is from RefSeq and is a predicted model, not a curated record.